Molecule: messenger RNA, 1716 nt
Organism: Anopheles nili
Lineage: Eukaryota; Metazoa; Arthropoda; Insecta; Diptera; Culicidae
Gene: nudE
Product: nuclear distribution protein nudE-like 1-A
Exons: 2
Coding region: 1-1509 (502 amino acids)
Biological process (GO): centrosome localization; chromosome segregation; cell migration
Cellular component (GO): centrosome; kinetochore; kinesin complex
Molecular function (GO): microtubule binding
Source: RefSeq, a predicted model, not a curated record
AUGGAGGAGAAGCUGUUCACCAGCGUCGAGGAGGAGUGUCUGUACUGGAAGGAGCGGUGCCUGAAGGUGUCGCAGGAGCGGGACGAUGCGCAACGGGAGUUCGAUGACUUCACCACCGAAUCGCGCCAGCUGGAGGCCGAGCUAGAGAUGACGGUCGAACAGCAGGAGAAGAAGAUACGCGAUCUGAACCAGCUGGUGAAUCAGCUGCACAGCGAGAAUGAAUCGUACAAGCGGAAGAUGCAGUACACGGAGAACGAAACCAACAAAAUCGAUGCCGACUAUCGGCAGCUGGCGAAGGACAACGAAAAACUAAAGGUGUACAUACGCGAGUUGGAACAGAAAAAUGACGAUCUCGAACGUGCGAAUCGCGUUGCUAGCGAGAGUGUGGCCGAGUUCGAGUCGAUGCUGAACCAGGCGUACGAAAAGAACGCCCUGCUUGAACUGGAGGUGGACGAGAAAGAACGCAUGCAGAUCAAACUGCAGCGGUUAAUGGACGAGGCGCGUGAUUUGAAGCAGGAGCUGAAGGUGCGCACCCUGAAACCGGACGAACACGGUGAGCAGCCGGAAGGAGCGGGUGACGAAAGUGCCAGCAAGGACGACAUGGGCAAGCCACCGGAACCAUCAGACGAUCACGGAUCGACCACAACCACCACCAUCGCGACAGCAGUGACAUCGGGAGUGAGCCCACAGCAGCUAAAUAACGCGUGUCCUGAAAGCGGGACGUUAUCCAUGGACGGGAGCAAUCUGGCCGGAACGAAGCUAGAGACGCUCAACAACAACCUGAACGCUGCCAGCCGGCAGCGAAGUACGCUCGUAUCCCCACCGGUGAAGCUGUCGGCUAGUAAGCUGAGCGAUUACGGUCGCGAAACGCCCGCCGAUCGGCAGGACAACAAAACGCUCGAUGGUGUCGCUGGAGUCGACGGUACCACGAAGGACCACGUGCUUUUGUCACCCUCCAGCCAGCUGAUAAUUGAACGAAACGGAAACACGACCCCUUCGAUGGCCCUCGUGCCUGGUGGGUUGGGUGGACUUAACGCACCCAUGGCACCGAGUGAUCGUGUGUCGACGCUCAACAUUGUCGCUGAUCUGCUGCGGCGGUUGGACAACAUGGAGGCGAAGCUGAAGGCGUGGAAAAUUCGCAAACCCGCAUCGAGGACGGCAACGGCAGGGAUUGGACCGAAUGCGCCAACGAACCACCGACAGUCCCUGCACACCAGCCACACCGUCUCGAACCUGCACCAUCCCAGCAGCCAUCAUCACCAUAGCAACAGCAGCCACCAUUACCAAAGCAACCACGCGGAUAGUAAUCUCUCUCUCAACUCGCUCGGUUCCGGUGAUGGGACGCUGCUAACCGGGAGCUGCUGCAGUAACGGACCCACCAGCACCACCGGGAACGUGCAGUUGCACUCGUACCAACCCAGCACCAUCACGAUCGGUACCCAGACGUCCCUGCACCAGCCCGCACCAACGCUGGCACCAAAAACGGAGCUAUUGCGAACGAACAAGUAAUGGCCGGUCAUGACGACUAGAGAAGGCGACACAAUUUGCGCUAGGAAGCUAAAACCGUACACAAAACCGCCGGACGGGGUGUGUGUGUGUGUGUAGAGUGGAAGAGAGAAGAGAGAGAGAGAGAGAGAGAGAGAGAGUCUGUGUGCCAGGCACACCAAAUGCCGUUGGUAUUUAGUGAAGGACGGCAGGCCACACCUGCUUCGUUUC